AGCCUCUAAAAUUUAUCACAAAAUUAAAAUGUAGCUCCAUAACAAGUAGCGGAUGGGCGAAGAACUGCUGCACACGCUAGAGCAGUCAGUGCUAGCAGUGCAGCAGAAGUAUGGCUUCCACUCCGGGCUGGCUAUUGAGGAGGACUACUGUGUUUCUACCAUGUGCAGAACUCUGGAAUGUGUUCUUCUUCAUCACGCUAAAUUUAGAAGAGCUAGUUUCUUGAAGGACACAGAUGAUGAUGUCUUGGUUUGGGACCUUGUGUCACGUUUUCUUGCUAAAUCAGAGAUCGUCAGAUUCGAGAACGAAGCCAACCUCAAAUCAGGAAUUGGAAGGUUGAGGAGUUGGCUACGAAGUGCUCUUAAUGACGGACUAAUUGAAAAGUAUCUCCAACAGAUAGCAGACUCUGAUGUCAGUUUACUGAGGUUAUUUUACGAUGAUGGAAGUGUAAUGCUAGAUAAAGAGUUAGUCUCCUCUCUUCCCGGCAUCUUAUCUGCAGUUUCUACAGUUCUCUUCUCUUUUGAUCUGGAUCGUACUGCGUUUAACACACCCAUCAGGAUAGACAGGACAAUGUCUGCUAAAAUAGUUCCCAACAAUGCCCACAAGCCACUCUCCUCUACUGGUAGCAGCUGCAGUAGCAAGGGAAAACGGAGAGUAAAACGAGCAGAGAUACUAGACACAGAUGUACCUGAAAUAGUGGAACCAGGAGCAGCGGACACGAUACCAAACAUAGAGAGACUGUUAGGUGGUUCCUCUCUAUUCGGGGGAGAAGAUGUUGAUCUGGAGAACCUGUUAGUGGGGCUCAUACCUCAACAUCCCACUAGCGGUAGCAGUGAUGAGGAUAAUCAACUCAAAGAAACUCUAACUCCUAAUACAGAUGUAGCGAGUCAGGAACAUACCGUUUCUUCGAGUCAAGAUUUGGUAAACUCCCCUCCCGUCCAGCUGACAAUACUCAACGAAGAUAUGGAUCUCAGCUUUGAAGUUGGUACACUCCCAGACACACCGACAUACGGAGAAUUUAAUACGCUCACCAAUAUAGAAGAAGACCCAGCAGAAUCUGACCAUGCUAGUCUAUGUGUAAGUGACUCCUCAAAGACAGAAACGGACGACCAGUUAUCCGAAUCGUUGGAUCCAUUUGACAUGCAGCCUGACUCUCUUCCUUUGCAGCCUGAGUCCCUUCCUUCAACUGAAUCUGCAUCUCCAGAUAACCUUCCCACACAACUAACUUUUACUGCAGCUGUCUGCUCUACCCAGUCUAUACAACACCAGGCAGUUUUUACUGUCAGUAAUACUGCAGAUAACAAUGAAAAUAAUGUGCCUCUAAAAGAAAGCAGUGUGCCUCUACAAGAAAACACUGUGGUUCAAAACGAAAAGACUGUGCCUCUAAAAGAAAGCAUUGAGCCUCCAAAAGAAAACAUUGUGUCUCAAGAUGAGAAAGUUGACCCUGUAAAGGAAUCUGUAUUAGAUGACAGAUGUGAGUCAUACGUGUUAAUAGAACAGGACGUUAGAGAGGGAGCUACUAAAGAUAGUGCACAUGCAAAAGGUGGUGGAAGUGAAAAUAUCAGGGAGAAUGAAGAGGAGAAGGAGAAUAAAUUGGAGCGUGGCGUGGUUCAGGAAUUAAUAGUAGAUAAUAUCUCUGUCAAAACGGAGGAGGAUGACCCUGCUUUUGACCCUUAUGAUUCAGAGGAUUUGCCCCGAAGUUCGAGUGUCAUAUGUAAACCAUACCCUCCUGCUGUAACACGUGUCAUGAGCACUAAACGUGAUCCCUCAAGUGCCAAGCCUAUUGUGAUAGAUCCCAUCAUCAAGCCUGUAAAGGGAAACACACCACCAAAAGAACCAGUUAAAAUCACUAAAACCAGCAGUACAGUAAACACUCCUGACACCUCCUUUCCCUCACCCAAACCUCAAGAUACACCCUCAACCCAAGCUACUGGUACUAGAGGUGAAGCUGUUAUCUCAGUUCCUGCAACAACCCUCCCCAAUCACCGUGUUAUGAGUAACUCAGUGCCGACUACUUUACCGCCUACCUUACUACAGCGUAGUAUGUCUAUACCUGAGCGGUUACCUCCACUCGGGUCCCCGGUGAGGACUCAGUUUGACAUUGACUUUGACGAGAAUUCUGAUGCUGUUUCAAUAUGUUCUGAUAUAUCAUCUGUCAGAGAGUACGCUGCGUCCUAUAGAUCCACGGGAGAUGGGAUGGAUUCCGUUUCUACGCUAUCUGAGUCUCUAGGAAUAGCUUACACAGCAGGAGAGCUCAGGAACGUGCUAACUAGCUUACUGCAACAGAAACAGGAUAUCGAAACACAAAACAGGCAGUUACAAGAGACACUGAAUAGAGAAAUGUUGACGCGAAGUUCGCUGAAAGAGGAGAUUGGGCACAUGCAGAGUACGUUCAUACAGAGACAGAGCCACGAUCAGGCAGUUAUUAGAGGGUUACAGAGAGAGAAUCAGAUGUUAAAACAACAACUAAAGAAAUACGUUACAGUCGUACAACAACUCCGUAGAGAUGAUCGUAUCCCAUCAGACCACGACCUCUCGUCAGUACUGGUAGAAGUUCCAGUGAUACAACCACUACAGAUACCAGCAGCUCAAGCUAAUGUCUCCUUCAGUAACUCAGCUCUAGAACACAAACUAGCGCAGGUAUCAGAAAUGCAUGGAGAGUUAAUGGAACUGAACCAAGAGUUGGUUACUAAGAAUUUAGCCCGAGAGAAACAGUUACAUGAAAUGGAAAAGAAGCUCACUGAAAUUGAGAACAAGGAAGCCACGAGGAAACAGAGAGAGUCUGAUCCAAAACGCGCUAAAAGUAAAGCAACAAAGCAAGAAGUUGAUUUCAGUGACUUCCAGCUUGUAGAUUCGCCACUGCUACAGAUAUGGAUACCAGCUGCAAUGAUAAAAGGAGAAGGAGCUAGAAAGCAUCACGUGUAUCAGAUAAUAGUGCAAGUUGGGGGCGAACAGUGGACUGUUUACAGACGCUACGCUGAGUUUAGGUCCUUUCACAAACUAUUGGUUGGAAAACAGCCAUAUUUCUCAAAGCUAGAGCUUCCCGGAAAAACUCAUUUCAACAGAAAGGUACCAAGUGUAGUUGAAGACAGAAGGGGUAAACUGGAAGUAUAUUUACAGAGGGUGACCAGCUGUUUAGCUGAUAGGAAACAAGGAGUAGAUUCCAUGACCAUGGAUUUACACAGUUCCCCCUGCAAAGCCUCUGUAACAUCGGCUAUACACUUUCUCAGAGAGCUAGAAGAACCGGAAGAUGUUUACCGUGGUUUCUGAGCGCAAGAUCAAAGAUCAAUAUCAAAGAUCAAGGUGCGACAUUAAAUAACAAGGUGCGAUAUUUUGGCUCCUAAAAAGCUCCUCUCAAUGUUUUGUAUAAGAGACGAAGUGAACACUGUUAGUCAAGUACCGAAAUCGAAAUAAGAUAAAUAAGGACAAUAACUUCAGUAUUUCGUUUCAUUUGAGAAAGAUAGCAAAGGACCUGUUUGGUUUUCAAUUCUAAUUAAAGAAAUAAACCGUAAAAUCUGAGGAUAAGUCUGCAGCUGGUUUGUUUUUAAGAAACUGAUAAAGUUAUGUGAUUUUACUGAUCUUUUAAUAUCAUGGCUAGUUCCAUCAUGAGGGCAAUGGCCUCGCUGUUAUACCUGGAGAAGAUCCAGAAUUUAAUCUUAUUUUAAUUGUUUAUUAAGCAUAGUUAACUUUACUAGUUUAUUAGCAGAGUUAACUUUACUAGUUUAUUAGCAGAGUUAACUUUACUAGUUUAUUAGCAGAGUUAACUUUACUAGUUUAUUAGCAGAGUUAACUUUACUAGUUUAUUAGCAGAGUUAACUUUACUAGUUUAUUAGCAGAGUUAACUUUACUAGUUUAUUAGCAGAGUUAACUUUACUAGUUUAUUAGCAGAGUUAACUUUACUAGUUUAUUAGCAGAGUUAACUUUACUAGUUUAUUAGCAGAGUUAACUUUACUAGUUCAUUAGCAGAGUUAACUUUACUAAUUUAUUAGCAGAGUUAACUUUACUAGUUUAUUAGCAGAGUUAACUUUACUAGUUUAUUAGCAGAGUUAACUUUACUAGUUUAUUAGCAGAGUUAACUUUACUAGUUUAUUAGCAGAGUUAACUUUACUAGUUUAUUAGCAGAGUUAACUUUACUAGUUUAUUAGCAGAGUUAACUUUACUAGUUUAUUAGCAGAGUUAACUUUAUUAGUUUAUUAGCAGAGUUAACUUAACUAGUUUAUUAGCAGAGUAUCAGAUUUUUCCAGUUACUGUUGGUAACUGCAGUUGUGUGUGUGUGUGUGUGUGUGUGUGUUUCGUCUUAAUGUUUUAAUGUUAUUAUUUCAUGUCUGUGAAUGUUGAGUUUCAACUGAUUAUUUUCAUUUUACGAGUAUGUAACCAUGGUUACAUGUAAUCAUGGUCACGUGUAAUGUCUGUGUUUGCAGAUAUUUUAGUUUUAAGGAAUGUCCGGUAACUCAACCCCGGUAUUCAUUAA
Messenger RNA from Bolinopsis microptera, 4469 nucleotides. RefSeq names its product sorting nexin-29-like. The record is from RefSeq and is a predicted model, not a curated record. Gene Ontology annotation, molecular function: phosphatidylinositol binding. The transcript has 24 exons. NCBI's taxonomy places the organism in Eukaryota, Metazoa, Ctenophora, Tentaculata, Lobata, Bolinopsidae. The coding region runs from base 53 to 3268 and encodes 1071 amino acids.